UCGGGCAGAGAAAGCAGCCUCGGCUCGGUCGGUGACAGCAGCAACCGUUACCGCUGACAGCUAACGUUAGCUCGGGUCUGGCCGCCGCGGGUUGGCUCGCUUCGUUUCUUUCUUCGUUUGGAAAAUAAACACUAUGGCGGCCGCGGAUCACCGGUUCUCGAGUGACGGCGGGCCGGCCAGCAGAGGAGGGUUCCCGGCCGGGGAGAGCAGCAACGACCGCGACGGUUCGGGUGGCGGCAGCGGGGAGAGCGAACGGGAGCGGGAUCGAGCCACCUUCGAGUGCAACAUUUGCUUGGACACUGCCAGGGACGCCGUCAUCAGUCUGUGCGGACACCUGUUCUGCUGGCCCUGUCUUCAUCAGUGGUUGGAGACGCGGCCCAGCCGACAGCAGUGUCCCGUGUGCAAGGCGGGCAUCAGCAGAGAGAAAGUAAUCCCGCUGUACGGCAGAGGGAGCUCCAGCCAGGAGGACCCCAGGUUGAAAACUCCACCCCGGCCUCAGGGGCAGAGAACAGAGCCUGAGAGCAGAGGCGGGAUGUUCCGCGGUUUCGGGGACACCGGCUUCCACAUGUCUUUCGGCAUCGGCGCGUUCCCCUUCGGCUUCUUCACGACAGUCUUCAACGCCAACGACCCCUUCCACAGAGCAGAUCAGUACGUCGGUGACCACCAGGGCAACGGCAAUGGCAACAACGGCAAUAACAACUGGCAAGACUCUCUAUUCCUGUUCGUCGCCAUCUUCUUCUUCUUCUGGCUGCUAAGCGUGUGACGCAGACCUGGUGGCGGACACACGAGUGAUUAUUGAUGUCUGGGAGGGAGGGGGGCAUUAAACAAAAAAACUAAACGGCAAACACAACUCGCACACUUAACCCGAGCCACAGACACACACUCGCGUUCCAUUUUCUAACCAGAGGGGGUAGAGGGAGGUUUGUGUUUGAGACCAUGAAUACAGCAGUUUGAUUUUUCUCUUCCUCACUAUAUCAGAUCACUUCAGGACACUCGGCCCCACCCCUCUCCUCCACCUGCCCUUUAUUUAUGCAAGAAAUUCACUGGAAAGUAGUGCAGCGCCUGUCCCCCAACGCGAGUUAGUCCUCCCAGUGUGCACACAGCUGUAGAUGGAUGCACAGAGAGCAUAAAGAGGCAGUAUUACGUGAUCAGGGUGAGCUACGUCGCGAGAUUUUGUUCGUCUUUUGGUGUCUGGUGUUGCAGAAGAAGAAAGCUGGGUGGAGCAGUUUUUAGGAAAGUGGGUUUUCCUGAAGCACAGAGAGGAAGGGUGUGAGAGGGGUUAGAAUACAGGGAGGAGACGUUCUCGUAGAAUUGGCGACAGACAGAAGCGGCCCUGUGGGAUGCUUUUGUUUUUUGUUGGUUUUUUUUCUUCUUCUUCUAAACAUUUGUCUUAACAAAAACUGCCUUCGCACUGUGAAGCUGUCUGUAGUCGGAGCUGCCCUACACCUCGGCGCACGUGCCGUUGUCGGACCACUUGUUCCUUGUAGUUCCCUGCGUGUUUGGGGAAAAAUGGGCCGGUUAGGUUGUUUUUCAUGCUCACAUCAGCUACUUUAAAGAGUGUGAGGUGCACGGUUAACAAAAGGGGGCAGAGUAAAUCAACAUGCAGGAUUGAAGAGCAGCAGUUUGGUGAACCGUUCUCCUCCCCUCACACGUGAUUUAAAAAACAAAUCUAAAUUACGUCCUUUGAUUUUUCCUGACUGUAUGUGUCUGAGUGUGUGUGUGUGUGUGUGUGUGUGUGUGUGUGUGUGUGUGUGUAUACAUUCUGUAUUUGUACAUAUGGAUAUUGUAAAUGCUGUUUUUAUGUAUUUCUGACUGGAGGACCAGCCGUGGAGAGCAAGAUGUGGGUCUUGAGAUGCUUCUUGCUUUUCGGAGCUCGUUUGAUUUAAAAGGUUAAUAAUCCCCCUCCUGAGAAAGCAGACUUCUGUUGCCCCGCUAAUGUGAUGAUUUGACGAGGCUUGUAGUUCUUUUGACUGUACAGCAGAGUAACUGACACAAAUUCAUUUUAAUGUGUUUAAAAAUGUGAAGUGCAAAGUGUUAAAUGACCCCUGAUUUUUCUUUUUCUUUUUCUUGAAUAUUCUAGUCAAACAUGGGCCAAAAUAAACGAAUCAAAGUCAUAGCGCUUUAUGCUUCAUGUUUUCCCACAUCAGAAUCUCCCACAGUUAUGCAGAAAUCAACUGCACUCAAGUGUGAGUUACUAGGAGUCUGAUAAGCACUUCUUCCUCUUAUAUUUUUUUCCCCUCUUCCAACCCACCUCGCACUGAAAGGCUUCUUGUAACUUUAUAGCACGCAGUGAGCUCUGCCUGGGAAUCCAGAAUGACUCAAGCCGAGCUCCGCUGAUCUGCAUCCAGGUCUUUAGCACUUCAACAUUCAUAUCGGGGUCAGAGAUGAAUGGGGGUCCUCUAUAGUUGCCCAGGGCUCAUCCUCUCUCAACACUUGAUGUUGUGAGGCUUAUGUGACACUAAAACAAGUGAUGGAAGUCUUUGGAGAAACGUGGAGACGUAGUGCAAAACCAAAAAUGAACUAAGAUUAAAACAUGGUCUCGUUCUGUGUUGUAAUUUUUUUUUUUUUAUCUUAUUGAAGUGGGCAAUUAAACAACUGAUUUAACUUACAGAAAAUGAUCACGUUAUUCAUUGAAAGGUUCUCAGAUGUGAUCAUUUGCUACAUUAAAAGCUGACCUGUUGUGAUUUUUCAUUAUUUUUCUGUUGUAUUGUAUUCUGCUGUUUGUGGCUUAAUAUCAUUCACGAUGGAUUCAUUUGACAUGUUUCACAUAUUAUAGGCCAACAAGUUAUUUAAAGCAGUAUAAAUACAGAAAAUCACUUUUUGGCACAAUACUGGCUCUAUGUGGACUGAUAGCUCUACAGCAACCCCAGCACCAUUCCCUGGUUGUAUUAACCAGGGAAUGGUGCUUGUAGUUUCUAAGAGUAAUUUGAAGUAAAUAAUCAGAGAUUUCAAUCUAAUCCACCCAUUUUAGGGUGGAGCUUUUAGUUGGAUGAGAUAAGAAACAUGCACAACAUUAUUUUAGUCUCUUAAGAGUUCAACUGAUCAUCAAGCACUUAACCUUCCUCUUGUGUUAGGGUUGGGAUAAAAGUGCCUUUUAAAUUUACUACAUUAAGGCUUAUUGACUUUAGGGAAUCUCUAAACAAAAUUAAAUUUCACUAAAUUAUUGCUUUGCUGAAAAUGAUGACCUUUGCAUAAGACUAUAAAACAAUAAUUAGUGCCAAAACACACUGAGAAUAAGAGGGGCUCGUCUCUUUACCGGUUUGCUUCCUUGCCUGAACAAACAGCCUCAUUUAUCCUGACUGCUUCACUGAAACUGUUUUGAUCUGUUUAUGCCGUUGUCAUUAAAGAAA
This is a messenger RNA of Pelmatolapia mariae (spotted tilapia), 3350 nucleotides long. RefSeq names its product ring finger protein 5 (gene rnf5). Bases 134 to 763 code for a protein of 209 amino acids. The transcript has 6 exons. The record is from RefSeq and is a predicted model, not a curated record. Gene Ontology annotation, biological process: ubiquitin-dependent protein catabolic process. Gene Ontology annotation, molecular function: ubiquitin-like protein conjugating enzyme binding; ubiquitin protein ligase activity; metal ion binding. Gene Ontology annotation, cellular component: endoplasmic reticulum. Lineage: Eukaryota; Metazoa; Chordata; Actinopteri; Cichliformes; Cichlidae.